CGCGAUGGCGGCGGCGGCGGGGCCGUGGCCGGAGCUGGAGGCGGCGGCGCGGGAGCGGCGGCGGGAGCUGUCGCUGUCGGGCGCGGCGGUGGCCGAGCGGGUGGCGGCGGGCGGCGGGCGGCUGCCGGAGGCGCUGCUGGCGCUGCCGCUGCUGCAGUCGCUGGAGCUGAGCGGCUGCGCGGCGCUGCGGGAGCUCGGCCCGGGCGUGGCGGCCGCGCUGCCCGCGCUGCACACGCUGGUGCUGAGCCGCAACGCGCUGGGCCCGGCCGGGCUGGGCGAGGGGCUGGGCGGGCCCCUGCCCGCGCUCCGCCUGCUCGACCUGUCCGGGAACGGGCUGGAGGCGCUGCCCGCCGCGCUCGGAGGGACGGGCGGCGGCGCGGGGGACGCGGCCCCGGCCUUCCCGCAGCUGCGCAGCCUCAACCUGAGCGCGAACCGGCUGCGGGAGCUGGGCCCGGGGCUCGCCCGCGCGGCCCCGCAGCUGCAGGAGCUGCUGCUGUCCGGGAACCGGCUGCGAGCGCUGCCCGGAGGGCUCCUGGCCCCCGACGGGCCGCCCGCGCCCUUCCCGCUGCUCAGCCGCCUGGACGCGGCCGACAACGAGGUGGCCGAGCUGGGUGCGGACAUCGCGGCGCUGCCGGCGCUCAAGAGCCUGGAUGUGGCCAACAACCAGCUGCGGGAGCUGCCCGCCGCGCUGGCCGACUGCCCCCGCCUGAAGGAGGCCAACUUCAAGGGCAACCAGCUGAGGGACAAGCGGCUGGAGAAGAUGGUCAAUGGGUGCCAGACCAAGGCCAUUCUGGAGUACCUACGGGCCGGGGGACGUGGGAAGGGGAAGGCUGAGACUGGCAGAGAGGACGUCAGGAAGAAGAAGAGGGAGAAGCAGCAGAAGAAGGAUGGUGGGGAUGGGGAGCAGGAUGAGGUGGAAGAGGCGAGCAAGCUGCUGGUGAAGGUUCUGCACGUCUCUGAGAACCCAGCGCCUUUGGUGGUCAAAGUGAGCCCGAGCGUCAAGGAUGUGCGAGCCUUCAUCGUGUGCUGUGUGCUGAAAGGAGUGAACUUAAAGCCGGGCAAUGCUCUCAAGAGGUUCCUGACCAUGCAGACCAAGCUGCACGAGGACAUCUGUGAGAAGCGCACAGUGGCCACCAUUGCCACCCAUGACUUGCAGCUGGUCAAAGCUCCUCUGACAUAUGAUGUUCAGCCUCCUGAUGAGCUCAAGAUCAUGCCCCUGGGUCGGAAGGAGAUCAAGGCCAAGGAUCUUCUCCGGCAGCUGCAGCUGGAGGCUGAGGAGCAGCGGAAGCAGAAGAAGCGUCAGAACGUCUCUGGGCUGCACAAGUACCUGCAGCUGCUGGAUGGCAAAGACAACUACCCGUGCCUGGUGGAUGCUGAAGGUGCUGUGAUUUCCUUCCCACCAAUAACCAAUAGUGAGAAAACAAAGAUUAGAAAAGAGACCCGGGACCUGUUUCUGGAAGUGACGAGUGAUACCAGUUUACAGAUCUGCAAAGAUGUCAUGGACACCCUUAUCCUGAAAAUUGCAGAGCUGAACAGAUCUGCCUUGGAGAACAAGGAAGGCUCUGGCUCAGAUAUGGAAUCAGAUGCUCUCUGUGGAGCAGGGAAUUUGAACCUGCCCUUGGUGGUGGAGCAGGUGCGAGUGGUGGACACGGAUGGGAACUUGAAAGUACUUUAUCCUUCCAAAACUGACCUGGCCACAGUGGCCUCUCUGCUGACUGUGAUCCGUUAGCAGCUGCCUGAGCUGAGAGAGGAUUCCAUUGCCUUUAUUUGGGUUUUUUUACGUAUAUUCAACAACACAACUGGUGCACAGUGAGAUGGUUUGGGUUUUUAAAGAAAAGAUGUGGAGCAUCCUGCUGGGAAAGCAAUGGCUUCAGAGUUUGGUGAGCUACAGCAAGGAGAAUUGGGAUUUUCAUCCUUAACAGAGAUCACCUGUGCAAAAGAGCAGCAUCUUCAAACAUGGACUGAAGGCAGAGAAGCUGGUGGAUGUCAGAAUGCAGUAGAGAAGAUCAUUACAACGUUUAAAACAAGCACAGUCACAUUUUUCUGCAAGAUCACUUUUUCCUCCUGGUGUUUCAUCUGGAUCAUUUUUAUGGCAGCAGAGAAAUGCAGUAAUUGGCAGUGUGGAACUGAGGUCCUCUGCUGGGUACAACUUGGAGCCAGAAUGCCAGAGCACUUUGCUGACAUCUUGUUCUGCAGAAUUUUAUCUGGAAUAGCUGUGAACAUUUAGUUGGUGUCAGAAGCGUUUAAUUGCUGUCAGAACUUGAGGGAUGCAUUUUAAUGUGACGGUUUUUGUGUUCAGGCAUGAGCACAGCUUCCAUUUUUAAGGGAUUUGUUGAGGGUUUGUGUGUCUCAGUGCACUUCAGGGCCAUCCUCCGUCCCUGUGGGAAUUGUGGUGACCUUGUGUGUGCCCAGAGAGUUACUGUGGGUGAGCACUUCCAAAAUACAGGAAGUUGGAGCAGUUCUUGUCUGGCAGUCUCUAUAUGUGUGGGUGAGCACUGGUGUGCACUCACACCUCUCCCUAAGGCAAGGUGGCCCCCAGACUGACUCUUUUCUGGUAAAAAAUGACAUCUCAGAGCUCCAACUGAACUGCUGCUAUGUCAAAUGCAUCCCCAUGUUAGGACUUGCACAUGGAAUGGAAAAAUAAAACAGCUUUUGCAGCCCUG
Molecule: messenger RNA, 2663 nt
Organism: Zonotrichia leucophrys gambelii
Lineage: Eukaryota; Metazoa; Chordata; Aves; Passeriformes; Passerellidae
Gene: LRRC47
Product: leucine rich repeat containing 47
Exons: 7
Coding region: 5-1729 (574 amino acids)
Biological process (GO): phenylalanyl-tRNA aminoacylation
Molecular function (GO): RNA binding; phenylalanine-tRNA ligase activity
Source: RefSeq, a predicted model, not a curated record